GAACCUUCUGGAACCUCCUGGGCACCUUCUAGAACCUUCUGGGACCUUCUGGGCACCUUCCAGAACUUUCUGGGCCACCCGUGACCCCUCUUUGGCCACCUGUGACCCCACCUGGACCACCUGGGCACCUUCCAGAACCUUCCGGAACCUUCCGGCACCUCCCGUCCCCGGUGGCCGCUCCCCGCUCCGCCGGCCAUGUCGUCGGCGCUGGUGCUGGCCGUCUACAUCGUGACCUUCACCGUCGGCUUCCCGGCCAACGUCUUCACGCUGGCCGUGCUGGCGGCCAAGUCGCGGCGCCGCCCGUCGGCGCUGACGGCGGCCGAGCUGCUCCUGCUCAACCUCACCGCCGCCGACCUCCUCCUCCUCCUCUUCCUGCCCUUCAAGAUGGCGGAGGCGGCGGCGGGCAUGGCGUGGCCGCUGCCGGCGGCGCUGUGCCCGCUGGCCAACUUCUGCUUCUACUCCAGCAUGUACCUGAGCAGCCUCUUCCUGGCGGCGCUGAGCGUGCGGCGCUACCUGGGCGUGGCCUUCCCGCUGCGCCUGCAGGGCCGGCGCCGGCCCGGCCGCGUGCUGGCGCUCAGCGCCGCCAUCUGGCUGCUGGCCUGCGGCCACUGCUCCGUCGUCUUCGUGGCCGAGUUCACCAGGGACGCGCCCGGCGGGGGCGCGGCCAAUGGCAGCCGAGGGGGCGGGGCCGGGAGGUUUGGGGGUGAUGGCGGUGGGGACGCCGUGGGGGAUGGCGUUGAUGGCAAGGUGGUCGGCCCUGUUGGCGCCGUGGCCAACCGCGUUGACCCCAAAACCUUCAACGCCAUUGACCCCAAAACCUUCAACCCCGUUGACCCCAUGGCCAACCCCAUUGACCCCACUGACCCCAAAAUGUUCAACCCCAUUGACCCCAAAACCUUCAACCCCAUUGACCUCAAAACCUUCACUGACCCCAUGGCCAACCCCGUUGACCCCAAAAUCUUCAACCUCAUUGACCCCAACACCUUCAACCCCAUUGACCCCAUGGCCAACCCCAUUGAUCGCAUUGACCCCAAAAUCUUCAACCCCAUUGACCCCAUGGACAACCCCAUUGACCGCAUUGACCCCAAAAUGUUCAUUGACCCCAUGGCCAACCCCGUUGACCCCAUUGACCCCAAGACCUCCAACCCCAAAUCCCCCAAGACCCUCAACCCCAUUGACCCCAAGGUCAAUUCCAUUGACCCCAAGGUCAACCCCAACCUUUCCAAGACCCCCAACCCCAAAUCCCCCAAGACCCUCAAACUCAUUGACCCCAAGGUCAACCCCAUUGACCCCAACCCCAAAUCUCCCAACCCCACUGACCCCAACAUCAACUCCAUUGACCCCAUUGACCCAUCCUCAAAAAAGGCGGGACGGGAACUCAACCGUGAGGCGGCGGCCAAUGAGAAGCGAGCGAGGGCGGGAUUAAGCCGGGAUCGACCAAUCGGCGCGCGGGGGCGGGAAGCGCUGGCCAAUGGGAGCGCGGGGUGGGCGUGGCUUCGAGCUCGGCGCUCUCCGGCCGCCACCGCAAAUGAAGAAAACUCGCGGGGGGCGACGACGUCACGGCAUACGCAUGACGUCAUCUCAACGCGUCUCCGCAAUGGCGUCACCCGCGUGGUGACGUCACAAAUCGGAACGAAUCGUCGCCAAGGGCCCGCGACGGGGCGGAAAUGA
Molecule: messenger RNA, 1671 nt
Organism: Passer montanus (Eurasian tree sparrow)
Lineage: Eukaryota; Metazoa; Chordata; Aves; Passeriformes; Passeridae
Exons: 3
Coding region: 196-1671 (491 amino acids)
Biological process (GO): cellular response to fatty acid; G protein-coupled receptor signaling pathway
Cellular component (GO): plasma membrane
Molecular function (GO): G protein-coupled receptor activity
Source: RefSeq, a predicted model, not a curated record